Molecule: messenger RNA, 138 nt
Organism: Funneliformis mosseae
Lineage: Eukaryota; Fungi; Glomeromycota; Glomeromycetes; Glomerales; Glomeraceae
Source: the annotation of a GenBank genome assembly
AUGAGCGUAUCUUUAUUAGGGCGUAAAUUUGGGUCUCCAAACGUGCUAAUUGAAGAGUGCGUUUCGGUUAAUCCGAUCGAUAAACAAGGGUUGAAUGUCAUUAGGGUAUGGAUCAUGCAUUAUCCGACAUUUGCAUGA